CUCCGUCUGCCAUUCACAGCGGUUACUGGAAAUGAUACACGGGAGGCGGUCGAACGGCAAACGUCCAAAAAUAAUGUGCUGUAGCUAUGAUUCAUCUGGAAGCCACAUUUUGAUCCGAUUUAUAAAACCAGGCAAUACUCAGCCUAUAGGUCCUUUUCAGUAAUGGGCCGCUAAAAGACCGCAGUAUCAAAUGGACGUCGUCGACGGUAUUGAAUGAGUCCAGCGUAAUUUCUACGGACUGAGAGAAAAUAUCGUUAAUGUGUUCAAGCCUAGUGGUGUGUUCAUCCCGUCUACCAGCCCUGGCGGUGUCGUGGACGACCGUGAUUAGAGCGGACGGGACGCGGUUCUGUCCCUAUCCACACCUGUAGAAGUUCAGCGCCGUGAUUUUAUUUUACCCCUAUGUUUGUGCAAAGAGCCGCCUCCAUAUUUCCCUAAUGAAAAUUACUCUUUGGAAGGGUUCCCGGGACGUGACAGAGAUGAUGUCGAGUAAAAGUGUGGAAUGGCUUCAAGAGGAACUUGAGUCCGGGCUCGGGGUGAGCUCGCUCCUGCUGCUGGACUGCCGAUCGCACGAGCUCUACGAAUCAUCACACAUCGAGUCGGCAAUCAAUCUGGCGAUCCCCGGUUUGAUGCUGCGGAGACUAAAGAAGGGGAAUCUACCGAUCCGGUCCAUCAUCCCCAACAACGAGGAUAAGGAGAAAUUCGUGAAGCGGUGCAAGACAGACAUGGUCCUUCUCUACGACGAGGCCACUACGGACUGGCAAGAGACCGGGCUGGGGAGCUCUGUCCUCGGCUUGCUGCUGCAGAAGCUCCGGGAUGACGGUUGCAAGGCUUUUUACCUGGAAGGUGGUUUCAACAAGUUCCAGACGGAGUACCCUGAGCACUGUGAGACCAACCUGGAUUGUUCCUGCCCCAGCAGCUCCCCGCCUGCCUCCGUCCUGGGUCUGGGUGGGCUGAGGAUCAGCUCGGACUGUUCUGAUGGGGAGUCAUCGGACAGGGAACCGGGCAGCGCCACCGAGUCCGAGGGCAGCCCUCUCCCCAACAACCAGCCUGCCUUCCCGGUCCAGAUCUUACCCUACCUCUACCUGGGCUGUGCCAAAGACUCAGCCAACCUGGACGUCCUGGGGAAGUACAACAUCAAGUACAUCCUCAACGUCACACCCAACCUGCCCAACAUGUUUGAACAUGACGGAGACUUCAAGUACAAACAGAUCCCCAUUUCCGAUCACUGGAGCCAAAACCUCUCCCAGUUUUUCCCAGAGGCCAUUUCUUUCAUUGAUGAAGCUCGUUCCAAAAAGUGUGGUAUCCUAGUGCACUGCCUGGCAGGGAUCAGUCGCUCAGUAACGGUCACCGUGGCCUACCUGAUGCAGAAGCUUAACCUGUCGCUCAACGACGCCUACGACUUCGUCAAACGCAAGAAGUCCAACAUCUCGCCCAACUUCAACUUCAUGGGUCAGCUUCUGGACUUUGAGAGAACGUUAGGGCUCAAUAGCCCAUGUGACAACCACGCCUCCACCAAUGAUCAGCUGUUCUUCACCACGCCAACCAAUCACAAAGUGUUCCAGCUCGACACGCUGGAAUCUACAUGAAAGGGAGGAGGGGCGGGACUAAGGUCUGGACUUGAGCGGCCAUCUUGGAUGUGAAUGUUUAUCUUCUGAUCAUCAGAAGCUGGCUGGCUUUGACAGCGGAUAGUCUGGGAUGUGGAUGGACAAGGGAAGAGGACAGGGGCAGAACGGACGCCAAAUGGAAGUCUGUUUUGGCUUGUAGAGUCAUUGGUCUCUCAGAGAGGAAGAGGGAGAGGAGGAAGCCUGUUCUGCUGUCUCAUCUCCUCAGUGGUUUGGGAAGCGCCUUAUCUUGUCAUCUUUUGGACCAGCCUGUUAUCUUCUGUCUAAGGAAGGAGGAAGUCCUAGAUGUAGACUGAUUCGUGCUGCAGUACAGAACAGAACCGUACAGAGAUUCAUACAAAGAUGGGUAACACAGAUAGAUGUUUCUGCUGCAGUCAUUCGUUGAUUCAUUGUUGUCCUCUCGGACAACGUCUUGAUGACGGUGCCAAUGUGUUGGAUUCACCCUUGUGGAGCUGGUCUCUCUCUAUUGAAUGUAUGGUUUGAUUUUUUAAAAGAAAUUAUUAACACAAAACACAAGUCUGUUCAAGUGAUGCAUAUAACAAUGUAAUUACAAGUACUUAUCAGUAUGUAUGUAUGUAUGCAUUUGUAUAUUUGAAUACAUUUACACACAAACGUAUGUCUACUACUACUAUACUCUGUACAAAAAUACAAACAAACACAAUAACGGCUGAAGGAGACUGAAUAACUAAAGAGAAAACAGACCAACAGAAAAUAACUUUUUGAUAAUAUUCUGGUUGUUUUUGUAAAAAAAUAUAUAUGUUUGUAACGAUGACCUAAUGCAGUUUGCACAGUGGUGAAGCCUAUCACUUCUUGGCAUUUAAACAAGUGAGUGUGAGAGGAAGUGUAAGAAAGGGUGAGAGAGAGAGUGUAAGAAAGGGUGAGAGAGAGAGUGUGAGAGAG
Molecule: messenger RNA, 2522 nt
Organism: Coregonus clupeaformis (lake whitefish)
Lineage: Eukaryota; Metazoa; Chordata; Actinopteri; Salmoniformes; Salmonidae
Product: dual specificity protein phosphatase 7
Exons: 3
Coding region: 435-1586 (383 amino acids)
Biological process (GO): negative regulation of MAPK cascade; protein dephosphorylation
Cellular component (GO): cytosol; cytoplasm
Molecular function (GO): MAP kinase tyrosine/serine/threonine phosphatase activity; protein tyrosine/threonine phosphatase activity
Source: RefSeq, a predicted model, not a curated record